UCAGGUGGACUCUUGGUUGCUCUUGGUUUCGUCCUUGAUAUUGACGUUGAGCUUAAAAAAUUUUUCCAAAAUUCAACUGUUAUUUAUUAUAGAAGGUUAAAAUAAAAUUCAUUAUCAAUAGGUUAUUGUCAUCAUCAACAUCAGCAGAUAAUUUUAGAUUUAUAUUUACCCAGAGUAUACUAUUAUAACUUGAUAAUAAAAUACACAUUAUUUAGUGCAAGAGCUAUCACUAAAAUUGGAAAGACAUUUCCAAAUCAAACUCUGAGAUAAUUGACAUUUAAAAAAAUGCCAAGUAAAAUAUACUUCACUAGAAACAAAAGAACACAAUCACACAACGUAACUUAUGAAAUAAUAUCAGACCCAUCAACAGAACUGGCCCAGGUAAAUAUGAGAGUAACUAGCUCAAAUCCGGAUGCCAGUAAUCAACAAGAAGAACAACAACAAUUUCAACGUUUAAAAGUUGAAGAUGCAUUGCUAUAUCUUGAUCAAGUUAAGCUUAAAUUUAGUGAUCAACCACAAGUAUAUGAUGCUUUUCUUGAUAUUAUGAAAGAAUUUAAAUCACAAAGUAUCGAUACACCUGGUGUUAUAACAAGAGUUAGCUAUUUGUUUAAAGGCCAUCCAGAAUUGAUUGUUGGUUUUAAUACAUUUUUACCACCAGGUUAUAAAAUUGAAGUACAAACUAAUGAACAGGGUUAUGCUUAUCAAGUAUCAGUCAGUAUACCAAGUGAACAAUCAACACAUUGUACAGUUGAUGCUGGUUCACCACCAAUUGCAUCACCACCAAAUCAACCACCAUCUGUUCAUCCAUCAUCAGCUGGGCCUUUACCAUCAUUUAAUAAUUCAGCUCAAGCACAAGCAGCUGUUAAUCAAGCACAAGCUGGUGCAUCAUCUAAUGCUGGAACAUCACAAAAUCAACCAGUUGAAUUUGAUGAUGCUAUUAAUUAUGUUAAUAAAAUUAAAAAUACAUUUCAAGGACAACUAGAUAAGUACAAAUGCUUCUUCGAUAUUCUUCAUACAUAUCAACAAGAACAAAAAGCUCUUAAAGAUGCUGGUGAUCAUGUUAGUGGUAUUGGUACAGCUGCACCUAGUGCAUCUGGUUCAAAAUUGAGUGAAGCUGAAAUAUAUACUAAAGUUGCUAAACUUUUCGAAAAUCAAGAAGAUCUUCUUGCUGAUUUUCUAAAAUUUUUACCUGAUCCUGGUUUUUUUCUACAUCAUUUAUAA
Aphidius gifuensis is the source of this 1221-nucleotide messenger RNA. Its product is annotated as paired amphipathic helix protein Sin3a-like. Gene Ontology annotation, biological process: negative regulation of transcription by RNA polymerase II. The transcript has 3 exons. NCBI's taxonomy places the organism in Eukaryota, Metazoa, Arthropoda, Insecta, Hymenoptera, Braconidae. The record is from RefSeq and is a predicted model, not a curated record. Gene Ontology annotation, molecular function: transcription corepressor activity. Gene Ontology annotation, cellular component: chromatin. Bases 286 to 1221 code for a protein of 311 amino acids.